AUGAAGAAACGCCUGCAAGCUACUUAUAGGCAUGCAGUGCGCCCUAUACCCCAGAGUAUUCUGCCCAACAGACCACGUUACAAGGCGACGCUGUAUAAAUUGGAAAUCACCGUAAACAUGCCCUCAAAUAGCAGUGGGGAGGCUGGCAACGGAAAGCCCAACAAGUCUCCGUCUCUUGCACAGUGCCGAUCUCAGACCCAUCCUGCAUGA
This is a messenger RNA of Colletotrichum higginsianum IMI 349063, 210 nucleotides long. RefSeq lists its product as uncharacterized. The transcript has a single exon. Lineage: Eukaryota; Fungi; Ascomycota; Sordariomycetes; Glomerellales; Glomerellaceae. The coding region runs from base 1 to 210 and encodes 69 amino acids. The record is from RefSeq and is a predicted model, not a curated record.